Molecule: messenger RNA, 537 nt
Organism: Torulaspora globosa
Lineage: Eukaryota; Fungi; Ascomycota; Saccharomycetes; Saccharomycetales; Saccharomycetaceae
Gene: FMP23
Product: Fmp23p
Exons: 1
Coding region: 1-537 (178 amino acids)
Source: RefSeq, a predicted model, not a curated record
AUGCUGAAGCUAUUCAUCCGUAGAUUCCGUAGUGCUGCUGUGCCACUCUCGAGGACUGUGUCAAGCAGAAUCAUUAUUCCACCGGCCUCUCACUUUGGCAACAUAGGAAAUCUAGCGAUCAAGAUUCCAAGGCAUGAAUACAAGCAGUUGCCCGACGAUUCGAAUUAUAUUGAAAAAUUCUAUGAUGAAUUGGAAAUUUUCUCCAGAGAUGUGCUUGGAAAGCGAUUGAACAAGACGUACACAGACUUCGAAGACGAACCAGAGGAACUACAGUUUCAGAUUGAACAAUAUAUAGAACUGGAGAUCAUACCAAGGCACUCGGACUACGAAUCCAGUGGGAAAAGCGGAGAUAGGCCUGCCAGAUUUGUUCAAUGCCGAACUCUACGUGACAAAAUCGUCAUAGAAAGGUUCUUGGACUUUGCAAGGAGCGUGCGCCUUACCCUGAUGCUUAAUGGUGGUCACACUUUCAUUUUUGAUAUUCUGCUCCAGGCUAAGAAAACGUUCGACGCCAUGCAGAAUGCCAGAAGAACUGAAUAA